This is a messenger RNA of Ictalurus punctatus (channel catfish), 1954 nucleotides long. RefSeq names its product snail family zinc finger 1b (gene snai1b). The record is from RefSeq and is a predicted model, not a curated record. The coding region runs from base 287 to 1087 and encodes 266 amino acids. NCBI's taxonomy places the organism in Eukaryota, Metazoa, Chordata, Actinopteri, Siluriformes, Ictaluridae. Gene Ontology annotation, molecular function: DNA-binding transcription factor activity, RNA polymerase II-specific; RNA polymerase II cis-regulatory region sequence-specific DNA binding. Gene Ontology annotation, biological process: regulation of DNA-templated transcription. The transcript has 3 exons.
AAGCUGCUCUGAGCUGAAUGGGUGUACUUUAAUCACACAUACCACAGAACUCUCCCAUUCACUUUGGAUACAGAGGAUAUUCCAAGAGGACCUUGUCUUCUUUUCUUUAAAUCUGGUCCGAAAGUUGUUGUUUUUUUUUCCCCCCCCAGAUCCAACUUUUUCAGAACUUCCACAGUUCCUGGAGGUUGAUUCCUGAAGUUGGUUGAAAACUUUCGGUGCAGCUGCUUUAAGACUGCUGCAGUGGAUUCACACUGAGGAGGAGAAUAACGGUCAUCAAGCUCUCAAGAUGCCACGUUCGUUUUUGGUGAAGAAGUAUUUUACAAGCAAGAAGCCGAACUACAGUGAGCUGGAGAGCCAAAAUGGUCCAAUCUCUGCCAUGGUACCAGAGCGCUACCCGCUUGCAGAACUACCGACCAAAGAAGACGGCUCCCUGUUGACCACAUACACUUCGGCUCUUGUAUGGACCACCAGCGCCCUUCCGCUUUCCUUCCCUCCUUCAUCCCCUACCACACCAUCCUCCAUCGCACCACUGGACCUCAGUUCUCCGUCCAGCUCGGGUGAGGAAGAUGAAGGCAGAACUUCCGACCCCCCGAGUCCGGAUCCUUCGGACCGUUUCCAGUGCGCUCACUGCGGGAUUUCCUGCAGCAGCCGUGCCGCGCUUUCGCGCCACCAGCUCUCUCAUUGCAGCGCAAGCACCAAUGCCAACCUGGUUGAGAAUUCCAACAUGGCCGACAGCACGACAACAAGGGCUGCCUUCCGGUGCAAACACUGCCCCAAAGAGUACAACAGCCUGGGAGCUUUGAAGAUGCACAUCCGCUCACACACGCUUCCUUGCGUCUGCACCACCUGCGGAAAGGCGUUUUCCAGACCAUGGUUACUCAGGGGCCACAUUCGUACACACACCGGCGAGCGUCCAUUCUCCUGCCCUCAUUGUAACCGGGCUUUUGCUGACCGCUCCAAUCUGAGAGCUCAUCUUCAGACCCAUUCAGAGGUGAAAAAGUACCAGUGUGGCACCUGCUCUCGAACCUUCAGCCGCAUGUCACUCCUGCACAAACACACCGUCUCCAGCUGCUGCCCGACAGCCUAGACGCUCACACACAACCACCCACUCACUCACAAUGGUGGUGGGGGUGUUAGCAAUGGUUAACCACCGUCCUGUUGACUGUCGAGUCUGGUCCUGACCUGGUGGACGAACUCAGGUUAAGGGCGAAAAUUUAUCUGCUGGAAAGAACCCCAGAAAUGUUUCUGAAGUGCCUUAUAUUGUGUUUCUUUUUCUUCGCUGGGUUUCAUACCAGACAAAGACAGAUUUAGGCAACAUCGCACAAAUGCUGCGAAAUGUUUUCCUAACCCAGUUCGAUCAAGGUUAACGGGGGGGGGGGGGGGGGGGGGGGGGUUGUAUUCUGCAGUUGGGCCAUGUGCCUCAUUCUCAAGAUGCCCAUCGGUGCCGGCUGGUCCGGCCUUUUCCUUUUGCGUGCAGCUGCUGAAGAGGGGGAAGUGUGUGUGUGUGUGUGUGUGUGUGUGUGUGUGUGUGUGUGUGUGUGUGUGGUGUAAAGGGGGGGGGUAUCUCUCACCAUGCUCCACACACACUUUACAGCGAUGUAUUGGGACAGCUGUGUGAGCGGAGGCGGCGUGUCGACAGACAUUUCAGUCCUGUAGAUCUUUCCACACUUCUCUGAAAAAACGAGCAAUAAAUGCUGUCCUAUUGUACCAACACUCCUCCCUAAUGCAUUUUAUUUCCAAACAUUUGUAUCACGUCUCUGAAUGUGUAUUCUUUUUGUUUUCUUUUCUUUUUUUUUUUUUACUCGAAUAAAAUGUAAAGUGUGCACUAAAGUGUUGCAAAGCACAACGAUUGUUGGAGAAAGUGACGCUAUAGAAGAUGGACGGUUCUUUAAACAAUUUUUUUGUUGUUGUUCUUGGUGCCAUCAUUUAAAAUAAAAUGAAAUAAAUGUUUUUU